Panonychus citri (citrus red mite) is the source of this 2367-nucleotide messenger RNA. RefSeq lists its product as uncharacterized. Bases 253 to 1764 code for a protein of 503 amino acids. NCBI's taxonomy places the organism in Eukaryota, Metazoa, Arthropoda, Arachnida, Trombidiformes, Tetranychidae. Gene Ontology annotation, biological process: proteolysis. The record is from RefSeq and is a predicted model, not a curated record. Gene Ontology annotation, molecular function: metalloexopeptidase activity. The transcript has 6 exons.
UCAUAUCGUCAUCAUAUAGCAAUCUGAUUGCCGACAAUCAAUUGAUUGUUGAUCAUAUUAAUCAAAAGCUUUUCCUUUUCCUGUUUUCUCUCAACUAAUUUCAUAUUCAUUUUGUCCUCUCCAUCUUAAUUGUAACAAUCAAUUGAUGAACAACAUGUUAAUUUAAUUUUAAACAUUUAAUUUAGUGUUACAGCUAUAAGUAAGUCCAAAUAAUUAGUUAAUUGUUUACAUUUACAUUGUGUUUAUGUUGUGAUGAAAAUGAUUAAACUUCCAGGAUUGAUUUUAAUCAUCUUUCAAUAUUACUUAUUAGUAUCCUUAAUUGUGUACAUUAAUUGUGAGGAUAAUACUAAUUGUUACCAUCUAAAUACAUUAAUAAAAUCAGCAAAUUAUGAAAAUUUUAAUCACGAUAAAUUAUCACCAUUGGUAAACAAAUUAAAUUACAAAGUUACCCGAGUUAAACGUCAAUUGAAUUCAUCAACAACUCAAUUACCACCAUUAACAAUUAACGAUUCAAAUGAAAAUCAUCACAAUGAAAGUGUCAACUCUAAUUUAGUUAACAGUGAACAGCUAAUUGAAGCGGAUAUUAAAUCACUACGAUACAAUUUAGUUAAUCACUUUUCCUCACCACGUAAUUCAUUUGCCAAUGAUACACUCAAACAAAAUGCCCGCCGGGUAAUUAUUGAUAAAUUUGUCAAACUUAGACUUGAAACUUGGACCCACAAAUUUAAUGCAACCGAGAUGAGAUUCCUGAAUCUUCCGGUCAUUGAAGGAAUGAAUAUAAUCGCUAUUCUACCAGGGUCAUCUCGAGGAACUGACCAGGAAUCAUUAAUACUAAUUGGUGCUCAUUAUGAUACAGUUUUACUCUCACCGGGUGUUAAUGAUAAUGGUUCCGGUGUGAGUGCACUUCUUGAAGUGGCAAGACUAUUGACAACCAAUCAAUGUCACCUUAAAAGUACCGUUAUCUUUGCAGCAUUUGACCUUGAGGAAUAUGGUGGUUUGGGAAGCCGACAUUUGGUCCAUGAGUAUCUGAUUCCAAUCCAUUUAUCGGGUAAAAGGUCAAAAUUUCGAGGAGCUUUCAUACUGGACACUUUACUCAAUUUUGACGAUACAUCAAAUUCCCAAGAUAUUCCAAUGGACAUUGAAAAGGUUAUCCCAUUUUGGGGUAAAAAGGAUUCACCUGAUAACAUGAGAGGCGAUUUUAUUGCUUCGUUUACCCGGAAGUCAAUUGAUUCUCGUCUUUCACUUACUAUGGCUAAACAUUGGAGGUCAAGGCAACAAUUUGAACAACAGAAAAGCUCAUCUAAUGGUCAACCAAUUAGCCAAUUUAAUCUGGUUCCUGUUGAGAUUGCAACUUUACCCUCAGAGAUGCCCAAUGUUAAAGUGCUUUCUGACCAUGUAAACUUUUUACGAAGUGACCAUGUAAUGUUCUGGUAUCACAACAGUAGUUUACACAAGCCAACACUCAGGGCAAUAUUUAUCACCGAUACAGGACCAUUUCGAGGAUACAUGAGAAAAUGUUACCAUGAAACUUGUGAUGACCUGAGCCUAGUUACCGAUACAAACCUGAGGUUCUUGAAACUUAUCGUUGAAGUUUUAACAAGUUCAAUAUUGGAUAUUGGUGAUGGAUCUUGUAAAGUUUCAUCCAAGGGAUCAGCUAAAUUUGAUGUAAGACAAUCAAGCUCACCUCGAGCAUAUCCAAUGUCAUUAGUUUUUUACCUUAAUUGUUUCAUUAUAAUAACUUUCAUCGUCAACAAAAGCAAUUGAGGUUAUUAAGCAACAACACCAGACAAAUUAUCAACCUUGAUCCCACCACCAUCACCCAAAAGCCACCCACCUCCACCUCCACCAUCACCCAGGAGCCAACAUCUUAUGUGUUGAAUUUUUCUUGCAAAACUUGACAGAAACAAACUUUUUGUCGCAACAAUUAACUAACCAAAAAGUAAAAUAAAAAAAUGUUUUACCAUCAUGAUUAACAUUAAACAAUUCAACUCAAUCUAAUUACAAUUAACUAUCAACUAUAUAAACUACUAUGUAAUAAUAUUACAAUAAAAAAACAACGUAAAUCUAAUCUCAUUGAAUAAUAAUCAUUAUGAACAAAUUUUGUAUUACAACAACAAUAACAUGACAAUAAAAAUUGACAAUUAAAAGUUAAAAAUCACAACACAAUUAACUAUACAAUUAUCAUUUCAACAAAUCCAUAUCUAUGUAAGUCAAUUGCAACUAAUUAAGUGAAAUUACCUGCAACUAAACUAUUAAAUGCUAAUGAUCAAGUUACUUUUCCACUCCAUCAUAAUCAACAACCACCAUUAGCUAAUUAACUCACUUGAUUGUUUCAAGUUUAUCCUCAUCACAAAAAUUAACCAGCAC